This is a messenger RNA of Fundulus heteroclitus (mummichog), 2709 nucleotides long. It is a transcript of the gene b3gnt2a, whose product is annotated as UDP-GlcNAc:betaGal beta-1,3-N-acetylglucosaminyltransferase 2a. The record is from RefSeq and is a predicted model, not a curated record. Bases 1084 to 2289 code for a protein of 401 amino acids. The transcript is spliced from 4 exons. Gene Ontology annotation, cellular component: membrane. Gene Ontology annotation, molecular function: hexosyltransferase activity. NCBI's taxonomy places the organism in Eukaryota, Metazoa, Chordata, Actinopteri, Cyprinodontiformes, Fundulidae.
UUCAUUUACAAAACUCCAGCGCGUAAUCCAGUCUGAAGCAAAUGAGCCGAGGUUCUAACAGAUGCAGCGCGUUGCACAAGUAUUCACACCCCAUAUAAACCUUUUCAGUUUGUUGCGUCACAGCAGCAGACUUUAAUGUUUUUUUUUUUUAUAGAACAUUAACGUGAAAGACAAAAGAAGUGCUGGACUGUGAGAUGGAAAGAUCUGAAAAGUGUGGCGUGCAUAUAUCUUAAGCACCCUUAACUCUGCUACCCCUAAAUAAAACCCAGUGGGACAGGCUGUUUUAGGAAGUCACCUAACAAGAAUACAGACCAGCUAUGUGUCUCUUAAUCCCAGCUGCCCAUCCAGAGGACAAUUGUAACUCUUGGAAAGCUGCAAAGAUCCACAGCUGAGGUUGGAGACUCAGUUGACAGGACAUCCCAUAGUUUUGUGCACCACAAAUCUGGCUUUAAAAAACUGAGGCACUGCUGAAAGAAAGCCAUGAAAAGUCCUGUUUGCAGUUAGUCACAAGUCAUGGAGGGGUCAAAUAACCUGCAUGUGUCUUAGAGGGCCAGAGCAGAUGAGACGAAGAAGGUGCUGAGGAAAACUAACAAUGUACAUCACUCUGAACACAGACUCAACACAGUCAAACAUGGCGCUGUCGUAAUUCUUUCCAUAGGUUGAUGGGUGGAUGGAGCUCUGUACAGGGUAUUGUGCCCCUUUUCCAGGAGUGCAACUUUGAGCGGUUUGCUUUGCUGCCGCUGAAACUGACUGACAGCGCUGAGAGGUUUUGAACCUUCGAGGGCUCCAUGAACCACGUGACCCGGUGUUGGCGAGUGCAAAGUCUGCUGUUACUCUGUCUUUAUACAGCGCUGGUUCUAACCGUUCCAGCACGGUACCGCCCCCACCAGCAGACAGUAUUGCGCCUGGAUAUUUCUGUAUCUGCAAACUCUUGAAUUCCUGACGGCUCCGGAACAAACAAAAACAACCUCCUCCUUGCUGGAGCUCCUCCACGUGAGACCAGGGGUAGCGUGACUGUCCACCCCCGACCAGCAUGCUGUCAUCCCAUCACUCAGAAGUAUGUAACAGAUUCAGGGUGCAGAAAUGUCGUUGUGCCGUAAGAAAGCGAGGACACUCUGCAUGAUUGUGAUGAUCAACAUCUUCAUCUGUGCUCUGGCGGGCAUGUCAUGGAAACUUGGCCACAACAAAGGUAAUCCGAAGAGGGUUCGGCUUCCAUUCAAGAGGUUCUGGAGCCGACCGAUAAUGAGUGAAUCCUUCUGGAACAAGGAGCAGCAGCGCCUGGAUGUGAUUAACAACCCGCUUAUCAACUUGGACCUCUCCGGCGACUCUCCCAUUGCGCUGCCGGACUGGCUUAAUGAUACUGGACCUCUUGACCCGUGCGAAGUGGAUCACAGGGUCCCAAGGCAAAUCUUGGACUAUAACACCCUACCAAAGCAGUUCCAGGACUUUCUCCUACACAUGCGCUGCAGGGCGUACCCGAUGCGGAUAAAUCAGCCCCACAUCUGCAAUGAAAAACCCUUCCUCCUGCUGGUGGUCAAGUCGCUGAUGCCGCAUUUUGACCGGCGGCAGGCCAUUCGCCAGACAUGGGGCCGCGCUGGCCUGUUAGCCAGUCGGACUGUGGCGACAGUGUUCCUGCUAGGCAACUCUUCAUCUGUGGACAACUACCCAGAUCUGCAGGACAUGCUCAACCACGAGGCGAAGCUUCACAAAGACCUGCUGCAAUGGGACUACAGGGACACGUUCUUCAACCUCACCCUUAAAGAGGUCCUUUUCCUAGAGUGGUUCAGCGUGCACUGCCCUCAAGCUCAGUAUGUUCUAAAGGGUGACGAUGAUGUCUUUGUCAAUACCCUACGGAUUGUGGACUUCCUGAAAGGCUUGUCUGAGGACAAGGCCAAAGAUUUGUUCAUAGGUGAUGUUAUAAGAAAUGCAGGUCCGCACAGAAACAAGAAGCUGAAGUAUUUUGUCCCUGAGAGUGUGUUUGUGGGGCAGUACCCGCCCUAUGCUGGUGGUGGAGGAUAUCUGUUCUCUGGGGAUUUAGCAAUACGUCUUUACAACAUUUCCAAGCAGGUGGUCAUGUAUCCCAUUGAUGACGUCUACACAGGAAUGUGUCUGAAGAAGCUGGGCCUGGUCCCUGACAAGCAUGCAGGCUUCCGGACGUUUGGUAUUGAAGAGAAGUACAGGGGCCGGCCAUGCACCUACAGAAGCCUGAUGCUGGUUCACAGCCUAGCACCGCAGGAGAUGCUGAAGAUCUGGCCGUGGAUAGUCAACCCUGAGCUGGACUGCCAAUGACCCGUUUAAACUGAUUUGAAAGAUUUCAGACAAUCUGCUUUGCAUCUGAUUUAGUAUUUUAAAUCGAUCAUAGUAAUUUAUUGCUUUAAAGAGGAGGUGUGGUGGUGGUGCAGGGGCACUGUGUGCAAUCAAUGUGCAGAGGCCUCAGUACACAACGCGGCUGUUCUAGGUUUGACCUCCAGCCUGUAGACUAUUGUUGCAUGUCUCCCCCUAUUUCCUAUCAGCGCACUUUCAAAUAAAGGCCACAAGUGCCACAAAGAAGAGGAGUAUUUCACCAAAGCACAAGAAUUACAAUCACUCCCAGUCAGACGAAUCAGGUUAUUAAAAUGAUAAAUCUCAAUUGGCAUGUGCAGUAAAUCUAAUUGUAUAUUGUGUGUAUUUAUUUGGAAUGUCCUAAACGACUACUGUCAUUUUUUUUAG